AUGUCUUACAAAGAAAUGGGUACAAGUGAAAAAGAAGCUUGCCUUGAGAGAAACAAAUCGAACAUGAAACGUAAAUAUUAUGCAAUCAAUUCUCCUCAAAAAGAAAAGAAACAAGGAGCAUACAAGAAACGAAAAUCAACUAAACAUAAUUUGGACUAUUUCAUAUGCAACUUCCAUAAUAAAAUAAAAGAAGGGCCUUGCUACAUAUGCUCUGUUUGCAACCGACUCUUGUAUAAAAAAUCAGUUAAAUUGCUAAAUAGGAAUAGUUGCAAUUCGCCUGUUCCAAAGUCUGUGUUCACAAACAUAACAUCAUUUGACAACAAGGAAUAUAUCUGUUCAACCUGUCAUUCAAAGGUAGCAAAAGCAAAAAUUCCUUGUCAAGUAGUUUACAAUAUGUCUGUUGAUGAAAUUCCAGUUGAACAUGCACUUCUUGAGAAACUAGAACAAAUUCUUAUUGCACAAAGAAUUGUUUUUGAGAAGAUAAUUAUAAUGCCUAAAGAACAACAGAAAAAGAUGUCUGGAGCAAUAUGUAAUGUACCAGUUGAUUGUGAUCAGACAUGUAAAGUAUUACCACGACCACCAGAAAGGUCUGGUAUUAUAAUGUUAAAACUCAAACGCAAGCUUGUGUUCAGAGGUCAUGUAUAUUUUCAUAUUUUUUCGUCCUCAAUUCAUUGA
Messenger RNA from Paramuricea clavata, 675 nucleotides. The record is from the annotation of a GenBank genome assembly. Lineage: Eukaryota; Metazoa; Cnidaria; Anthozoa; Malacalcyonacea; Plexauridae.